AUGAAUUCAAACUCUGCCCCUGUAUUAAGUUUACAGGCUAUGAAUUCAAACUCUGCCCCUGUAUUAAGUUUACAAGCUAUGAAUUCAAACUCUGCCCCUGUAUUAAGUUUACAAGCUAUGAAUUCCAACUCUGCCCCUGUAUUAAGUUUACAGGCUAUGAAUUCAAACUCUGCCCCUGUAUUAAGUUUACAAGCUAUGAAUUCCAACUCUGUCCCUGUAUUAAGUUUACAAGCUAUGAAUUCCAACUCUGCCCCUGUAUUUAGUUUACAAGCUAUGAAUUCCAACUCUGCCCCUGUAUUAAGUUUACAAGCUAUGAAUUCAAACUCUGCCCCUGUAUUAAGUUUACAGGCUAUGAAUUCAAACUCUGCCCCUGUAUUAAGUUUACAGGCUAUGAAUUCCAACUCUGCCCCUGACGUGCAGCCACAGCCUCUACUCAGCGGCCAGGUGCUCUACCCACCACAGCCUCUACUCAGCGGCCAGGUGCUCUACCCACCACAGCCUCUACUCAGCGGCCAGGUGCUCUACCCACCACAGCCUCUACUCAGCGGCCAUGUGCUCUACCCACCACAGCCUCUACUCAGCGGCCAGGUGCUCUACCCACCGCAGCCUCUACUCAGCGGCCAGGUGCUCUACCCACCGCAGCCUCUACUCAGCGGCCAGGUGCUCUACCCACCGCAGCCUCUACUCAGCGGCCAGGUGCUCUACCCACCGCAGCCUCUACUCAGCGGCCAGGUGCUCUACCCACCGCAGCCUCUACUCAGCGGCCAGGUGCUCUACCCACCACAGCCUCUACUCAGCGGCCAGGUGCUCUACCCACCACAGCCUCUACUCAGCGGCCAGGUGCUCUACCCACCGCAGCCUCUACUCAGCGGCCAGGUGCUCUACCCACCACAGCCUCUACUCAGUGGCCAGGUGCUCUACCCACCACAGCCUCUACUCAGCGGCCAGGUGCUCUACCCACCACAGCCUCUACUCAGCGGCCAGGUGCUCUACCCACCGCAGCCUCUACUCAGCGGCCAGGUGCUCUACCCACCGCAGCCUCUACUCAGUGGCCAGGUGCUCUACCCACCGCAGCCUCUACUCAGCGGCCAGGUGCUCUACCCACCACAGCCUCUACUCAGCGGCCAGGUGCUCUACCCACCACAGCCUCUACUCAGCGGCCAGGUGCUCUACCCACCACAGCCUCUACUCAGCGGCCAGGUGCUCUACCCACCACAGCCUCUACUCAGCGGCCAGGUGCUCUACCCACCACAGCCUCUACUCAGCGGCCAGGUGCUCUACCCACCACAGCCUCUACUCAGCGGCCAGGUGCUCUCCCCACCACAGCCUCUACUCAGCGGCCAGGUGCUCUACCCACCACAGCCUCGUCUCAGCGGCCAGGUGCUCUACCCACCACAGCCUCUACUCAGCGGCCAGGUGCUCUACCCACCACAGCCUCUACUCAGCGGCCAGGUGCUCUACCCACCACAGCCACUCUAUAAAGCUCUACUCCUUCAUUUGCUCGUGGCUAGUGAGCUGGACACGUAA
Messenger RNA from Biomphalaria glabrata, 1527 nucleotides. RefSeq names its product formin-2-like. Bases 1 to 1527 code for a protein of 508 amino acids. The transcript has 2 exons. The record is from RefSeq and is a predicted model, not a curated record. Lineage: Eukaryota; Metazoa; Mollusca; Gastropoda; Planorbidae.